Molecule: messenger RNA, 5037 nt
Organism: Chelonus insularis
Lineage: Eukaryota; Metazoa; Arthropoda; Insecta; Hymenoptera; Braconidae
Product: myosin-IIIb-like
Exons: 10
Coding region: 662-4909 (1415 amino acids)
Biological process (GO): peptidyl-serine phosphorylation; regulation of actin filament length
Cellular component (GO): myosin complex
Molecular function (GO): protein serine/threonine kinase activity; microfilament motor activity; protein binding
Source: RefSeq, a predicted model, not a curated record
CGAAGUUUCUAAUGCACUACACUAUACAUAUAUAUAAUACUGAUCUCGUAUCACUAACACUUUGAUUUUAUUAACUCGAGAGUAUUCAACUUUCUUUGUUUAAUUUCUCAUUAAAGUCAGAACGGUGUCGAAUUUCAACUCUUGAGAUAUCCCGGUGUACACAACACCACGUGAUUUUUUAGUACAAAUAUCCACCACCAUGGCAUCACAGUACGUCGAAACUUGGGUGCACAAAUUGAAUUCACUCAUUUGUCUAGAUGUUGAUUGUUUUCAAAAAUUAAUUGUUUCUGACCAACAGUUGUAUUAAUGUAAUCAAAAUAUUGAACAAUAAUUAAAUAAGUUUUCGAAUUUUGGAAGGUAAACGAUUGAUAACAGUUAAAAAAUGUAAUUAAAUAAAUUUUCUUGACACGGAUCUGUCUUGCAAACUGUUCCAAGUCUGACACAAUUAUUUAAUAAAUUCAAUCAAUGUUACAUUAUCAAUUUAAAUGAACGAAGAGGCAACAAAAAAUGAUUUCAGUCAACUUUAUCGUGUUAAGAAACCUCUUCUAUUGAGAACUGUCAGCUUUUAGUUUGAUCCUAUUUAAGCGGUUUGUAGGUAUCUUAAUAGAAGUCAUCGAUUCAGUCCAAGUUUCUCGCUUUUGUUGAAACAAUCAAGUCUGCGAUGGACAUUAUCGAUAUGGCCAACAGUGGACCCAGAAAUCUAGCAUACUACGGUCUAAGCCAGCAAAUAGACUUUGAUUUACUACCAAACCCAACUGAACGCUUUGAUCUUGAAGAUGUAAUUGGAGAAGGCACGUAUGGGGAAGUCUAUUCUGCAUUUGACCAUCAGAAUAAUACAAGAGUCGCAGUGAAAAUACUGGAAAAUAUUGCGGAUAACAUUGAAGAAAUCGAAGAGGAAUAUUUGAUUUUGAAAGAUUUGAGUUCUCAUCCAAAUAUUCCUAUUUUCUUUGGUUUAUUCUUAAAGAAGGCUGAACCUUCUCACGAAGAAGAUCAACUAUGGUUUGUUAUGGAGCUUUGUACUGGUGGUUCUGUUACGGAUCUCGUGCAAGGACUGAAAAAACGUGGAAGCCGUUUGACUGAUCAUCAAAUCGCUUACAUAAUUCGAGAAACUGUAGAAGCAUUGAUUUAUUUACAUGAAAAUCAUUGUAUGCAUCGCGAUGUAAAAGGUCAUAAUAUUUUAUUAACAGAAGAGGGAAAUAUAAAAUUAAUCGACUUCGGUGUUUCUUCUCAUCUUUCAAUGACUUUAGCGAGAAAAAAUACAUCUGUAGGAACUCCAUAUUGGAUGGCUCCAGAGGUAAUUGCAUGUGAACAACAGUUAGACUCAUCAUAUGAUUGUAGAUGUGACGUGUGGUCGAUUGGAAUUACUACAAUUGAAUUAGCUGAAGGUGAUCCACCAUUAUCAGACCUUCACCCAAUGCGAGCUUUAUUUCAAAUACCUCGCAAUCCUCCACCAAGUUUAAAAAAUCCCGACUUACACUCACCCCAAAUGUCUGAUUUUAUUGCUGAAUGUCUGGUAAAGGACUUAGAACAUCGACCUUUUGCAAGUGAGCUACGAGAUCACCCGCUACUUAAUGAUAUCGAAAGUAUAAUACCUCAAAUAAAAAUAGAAUUACAAGAAGAAAUUCAGAGGCAGAGAUCUGCUGGUCGGGUUCGUAGACAAGUAGAAGUAACAACGAAACAUGGAAAAUUGAAGAUGGAUCGUAAAGCUCAACCGAAAAAAAUGUAUUUUGAUGAUUUAGCAGCUCUGGAUUCUUUUACUGAAGACACUGUUGUUAGUCAAUUAGAAAAUAGGUAUGAAGAAGGUCAUAUUUAUACUUAUAUUGGUGACAUCCUGGUAGCAGUAAAUCCUUUUACAAAUCUUGGACUGUAUACUGGCCUAGAACAACGUCGAUAUAAAGGCCAAGCAAGGUCAGAUAAUCCACCACACAUAUUUGCAGUGGCAGAUGCAGCGUAUCAAGCUUUACUCCAUCAGAGACAGAACCAGUCAAUUAUCAUUAGCGGAGAAUCUGGAGCUGGCAAAACUGAAAGUGCUAAUUUAUUACUUAAACAGUUGGUCUACUUAAGUAAAGCACCAAAUCGUAAUAUCGAAGAACAGAUUCUUCAAAUCAAUCCAAUAAUGGAAGCUUUUGGAAAUGCUGCCACUGGAAUAAACGCUAACUCAUCAAGAUUCGGGAAAUUUUUAGAUUUAACCAUGACUAAAGGUGGAAAAGUUACAGGAGCAAGAAUGGCAGUCUAUUUAUUAGAACAAACACGAGUCGUUGCUCAAGCAGCUGGAGAAAAUAACUUUCAUAUUUUUUAUUAUAUGUAUGAUGGUCUUAAAGAAGAUGAUCGCCUGAGUGAAUUUUAUUUAGACUACUCUUCACGUAAUUCUCAUAAAUAUCUACAAGGAACCAGCGAAUUUUCACAGUCUAAUGUUGAUAAGUUCAAUCAAAUAAAGAAAGGAUUUAAAGUAAUAGGUUUUCAGGAUACUGAAGUUGAUACAGUUUAUGCAGUAUUAGCUGCAAUACUUCAUUUGGGUGAUAUUGAAUUUGAAGAAAUGACUGAAGAUAACAGCGAUAAUAAAAGUGUUGUUGUGGACAUGACUCCGUUAAAUAAAGUAUGUCAUCUUCUAGGAUUUGAAUCUGCAGAUUUAAUGGAAACCCUCACAUCAAUUUCAGUCGUAACACGAGGCGAAACAAUAACGCGAAAUAACACAGUAUCAGAAGCGCAAGCCACAAGAGAUGCAAUGGCUAAAGGUCUCUAUGGUCGUCUAUUUGAUUGGUUGGUUAACCAAAUCAAUUGUUUGCUCAGUUUCACUCGUGCUACUAAUUACGAACCUUUAGCAAUUGGUUUACUUGAUAUUUUUGGUUUUGAAAAUUUUCCAAAAAAUUCAUUCGAACAACUGUGUAUUAAUAUCGCCAAUGAACAGAUUCAAUACUACUUUAAUCAACAUAUUUUCACUUGGGAGCAACAAGAAUACAUGGCAGAAGGAAUUCCAGUUGAUUUAGUUGAAUUUUCUGAUAAUAGACCAGUGCUUGAUAUGUUAUUGAGCAAACCAAUGGGACUUUUAGCUUUAUUAGAUGAAGAGAGUCGUUUUCCUCGUGCUAAUGACAAGUCACUAAUUGAAAAGUUUCAUAACAAUAUUAAAUCUAAAUUUUAUGUUCGACCUAAAUCUGAUGCCAUUUGUUUUGCCAUUCAUCAUUUUGCUGGUCGAGUAGUUUAUCAAGCUGAAGGGUUUUUAGAUAAAAAUCGUAACUUCCUUCCUCCUGAAGUUAUUCAACUUGUCAGACAAUCUCAAUCAGACAUGAUUCGAUUCUUAUUCCAAUGUCCUAUUACAAAAACUGGCAAUUUAUAUUCCGCAACACAUGAUACUGGAUCAAGAAAGAUCCAUUCUAAUCAGAAUACAAAAGAAAAAUAUUCAAGUCGAGCUUUGGCUUCACAAUCAAGAGUUCAACAGACCGUUGCUACUUAUUUCAGAUAUUCAUUAAUGGACUUACUUCAGAAAAUGGUAACUGGAUAUCCACAAUUUGUAAGAUGUAUCAAACCGAACGAUUCUUCCAGUCCAAGACAUUUCGAUAAAGAGAAAGUUAUCAAACAACUACGUUGCACUGGAGUUCUAGAAACUAUCAGAAUUCGUCAGAAUGGAUUUUCUCAUAGAAUACCGUUCGGAGAUUUUCUUAAAAGAUAUUGCUUCUUAGCUUUUGCCUAUGAUGAACGCGUUGUUGCAAAUCGAGACAAUUGUCGUCUGCUUUUAGUAAGAUUGAAAAUGGAUGGAUGGGCACUUGGUAAAACGAAAGUAUUUUUGAAAUAUUAUCAUGUAGAGUUUUUAUCAAAACUUUAUGAGGAACAAAUAAAAAUGAUCAUUAUGGUUCAAGCCUGCGUGAGAAGGUGGCUUGCAAAAAUUCAUUAUAGGAAAGAAAAGUGGAGAGUUGCAUGUUCAGUUGUAACUCUCCAACGUCAUAUUCGUGGCUGGCUAGCCAGAAGAAGGACUAUUUUGCAACUAACUAACAAAGAAAGAGUUGGCACGCCUAUUGCAGUAGCUGAGGAUGAAGCAAAAGGAAUUCAAGCUUUGAGAUCGCGUGAUGGAAAACUAUCAAAAGAAAAUUCAAUAACCAACAUCGAACAAAGCUUGCUUGCUGAUAAACAGAUGAAUGUGGAUAAUGCUGCUGUUAUUAUUCAAAGUCAUUUCAGAGGGUACACAAUUCGUAAAAAAUAUGGUUGUGAAUUGGAAGAACGUUUCAAAGAAAUAUUAAACCAAUAUACUAAUAAACGAGAAGCUCGAGAAGCUUUGAUUCGUGAAGGAUUGAGCAAAGAAGACGCUGUAUUUAUUGUUCACAGGUGGUAUAAAAGAGAAAUGCGAGUGAAAGAAGAUUCGAUCGAAAACGAUCAAGUUCAUCCGAAAUUACGACAAGCUGAUUUAAUUCAAUUUUCUCAAAAUGUUCAUAUGAAAAACCAAGAUGUUCAUAAGAAUCUUCGUCGUAACAAACCAGGAGUUAGAUUAACAGAUAUUGAUGAUCCACCACCGGAUUAUGUACGACCAGAAGGCUUUAAUAUGGUACAUACAAUCAUGCAGUAUCGUAAUGAUAGUCAAACAGGAGAUGACGACACUGUAAAAUACUACCGUGAUUUGAAAGAUGAAAUGAGCAGUGGUUCGGACUUCGAAGAAGACGAAGCUGGCUGGGACUCACCGCUGAUACAGCUAGAAAAUGACCUUCACCCAUCGGCGAACAAUCGCCAUCAGAAUCAGGUUCUCGAAGUGAGAUCAGAACGACAAGAUCGGGUUGCUGCUCAAGAUUACACAAUAGCUCCAGAACAACAGCUUUCCGACAUUUGGCACAAAGCUCUGAGAAAUCCGCAAAUGACAUCUGGAGACGAAAAAUCUGGAAAUUCUAUAAGAGGAAUAAUGGGAAACUUUCAGUACAAGGAUUAAAGAAUUGUACAAUAAUUUCGUGCAAACCAAUUUGUUCAUCUUUAUCAUGUGAUGAGGAAGAUUCAAAGAUCCGAAUAUCAACACUUCAAAUAGUGUAUGGAUCAUGUCCAGCAUUGGUUACAGCAGUG